Trichogramma pretiosum is the source of this 3376-nucleotide messenger RNA. RefSeq names its product mediator of RNA polymerase II transcription subunit 16 (gene MED16). The record is from RefSeq and is a predicted model, not a curated record. Gene Ontology annotation, cellular component: mediator complex. The transcript is spliced from 2 exons. NCBI's taxonomy places the organism in Eukaryota, Metazoa, Arthropoda, Insecta, Hymenoptera, Trichogrammatidae. The coding region runs from base 318 to 2831 and encodes 837 amino acids. Gene Ontology annotation, biological process: positive regulation of DNA-templated transcription.
UCCCAUAACAUAACACGCAGUCGGUGUUGGAGACGCGAGUGCCAAGUAAUACAGCAACGAGGCUGCCGCUCGACACUUGGUAUUCGAUUGAGAUAAUCUACUCGUAAGUCCGUGAAAACCGAACGAUGAAGCACGAUAAUCACUAAGUAUUGAAACUUUUUAGGUUAGGUCACUGGUCUCCGGCUCUGUUUACAAGUGAUUCGUCGUGACUGUCAAGCGCUGCGGUGGAUCGGUUUUUAAAUAUCCGACUCCACGAUUACAAGCCACCGAAACAAAACAUUGAAAGUUAGUUACGUAGGAUAGACCCGAGCGCAAUCAUGCAGCAGCCUCAGCAGCAGCCACCGCAACAGCAGCAACAGCAGACGCAGCAGCCGGCCAACUGCCUGCAGAUGUUCUCCAUGGAGUCCAUGUACACGAUCAAGGACCGUUCCCAGACCAAGUCUAACCUUCUCGACGACGGCGGCCACUCGGGCAGCGGCGGUAUCUCGAACGACGACGACGGCGCCCUGUGCUCGCUGUCCUGCCGCAACCAGCUGGCGUUCACGCGCAUCGUCGAUAUCGACAAUGUCGGCGUCAAGAGCUGGGGCUAUCACGUCUACGUGUGCGACAUCAACUCGCCCUGGAACGCCCACAAGGUGCUCACCAACAAGAGCAAGAUCUCGGCCCUCAAGUGGGAUCUGACCGGCGAGAAGCUCGCCGUGAGCGAUUACGACGGCCACGUGCAGCUCUGGACCUUCAAGGAUUAUCUGCGCAACGAGUGGAUGCUCGUCGGCUCGCAUCACUUCGCCGGCGAGCACAUCAUGGGCAUGGUCUGGUUUCACAAUGGCAAAAAGACCCAGCUGGUCAGCGAGAAAAAGGACAGUCCGCAGUACAGCGAAAAGUUCACCAAUUCCCCUUACGCCCCAUCGGUGAAGCAGUUUGGCGGCAGAGCUGCCCAGGGUGUUUUUGUGGUGUCGAACACGGGCAUGCUCGGUGCAGUGCUGAUAAAUCAAGACGCGCCUCACGCUACUAUUUGUGCUAGCGAGAGCAUUGGAAUUACUCGUCAAAGAAUAACAGCUGUUGAUAUAAGCUACGCUAGGAAUGGUCAGUUUCUAAUAGCCAUCAGCGGAGGUAGUGUUGCUCUGCCUAUUAGAUGUUACAGUGUAUCUGUUAGAAAGAUUGACGAACGAUGUAGCAUAACGUCGCAAGCUUUACCAAGUUUCUUUGUACAAGACAACGAAGCUCAGGGAAGUACACCAGUGAUUACAAAUUUAAAGUUUGUGUCGUCUGAAAAAGUUGAUACAUUAAUUGUGGCAGCCAAUAAUAUGGGCUGUGGAUGGAUUGAACUGUGGGAAUUAAGUGAAAAAACACAUACAGUGCACAAAAACUUUCAGGCCAAGACUUCUGAUAUUUUCAAAACAGUAUUUUGGCAGCAUCAAGCUACACAUAGAUGUAAUCAUGCAAUUACAGCAAUCACAACGACUAAAUUACCUAUUAUACCAUCUACAAGUUAUAUUUUAGUAGCUUUAUCUGAUUUGUCUAUCCAGUGCUUUAGCAGUGACGGUUUGAAAGGCAUUGCAGCUACAUCUUUAAAUAAUCAUAACUACUAUAACGAUCCUCUGCCAAAACGUCAGAAAAGUUCUUCUUCUAUAGCUUGCAUUGACAUGUCUUGGCUAGGAUGUGCAUUUGCAAUUAUCAAUACCAGUGGAACAAUUCAUUUGUAUAAGUUAUUCCCUGAAAUAACACAGAUGACAUUGAAUCAUGCUUGUACUCUAUUGGAGUAUUCCAUGAUUACAGGUAUUGAUUGGCUAGAUCUUAUAUUAUGCAUAAAAACAGGUAUUGAAAGUUUAGCUGACCGUUUUGAAGCUUCUUUUAAUCGACAACCAAUUCAAGUGCAGCAGUAUUAUUAUCUUCAGUUCUUGUGUAUUAAAAGUUCUCUUUACAGAAUGCUAACAAAUGGUCAAGGUAAAGCAGCAGAUCUUUCUGCUUUAAAUAUGGUACAUUCAGUGGCAACCGCUUUUAAAUCAUUGUUGAGGCCUUCAGAUAGUUUUCAUGACAAAUUUCCAUCGGAGCGUUUAACUUCUGUAUUAACAGAAAAUAUCAUAAGUGAUGUUGAUAAAGUAUUGCUGCACAUAGAACCCAAAGAAUUUACAGUCGAACCUACAACCUUACAAUCAUUGCAGCAACUUAUGCAGUGGGUUGCAGAUCUAGCAUUGAAUUUAUUAGUACGCAUUCCAGAGCAAAGAAUGCAACUAAAAUCGAGUGGUUAUGAAUUAUUGAAAGAUCAUAAAGCUUUGAAUAUACUUCGUGAGUUAUUAGUUAUCAUUAGAAUAUGGGGGCUGCUAAGGAAAUCUUGUCUUCCCACGUAUUCUAGAAGUGCUGAUAACAUAGAUGUUUUAGGAUUAUUGUUCCAACAUUUGUCAAAACUAGUGCAACUAGGAAAUGAAAACCAAUCAAUUGAUGAUCAAUUGAUUGACGAUUGUUGUCUUUUGCCUAAUCAAAUAAUGAUUCCUAUGGUGUGUCCAGUGUACAGUAUGACAGCAGUUGCUACGCCACACUUUUUCUUCCAGAAUUUGCCACUUCAACUAGAAUUUGGUGUAAAACCAGACUUGAAUUUUGUACCAGAACUAAAUCACAUAGAAGGUUGUAUGAGAUACAAUCAAGUUGUUGACGUUGUGAAACAUAUUUAUUUAGGAAAAAAACCUUCUACGGUCAAACAAUGUACAAGGUGCAGAGGUAAAUCUCAAGCUAAAAUUACAACGCGAACUGCUGCAAUAAAAGCUUGGGAGCAAAGAUGGUUAAGAAAGUGCCCGUGUGGUGGUAGCUGGGAAAUUUACACAGAAAAUCAAUAAUUUACUAUUUUUUCAUUUUUUUCUUUUCAACAUGAAGUCUACCCACUUGUAAAUAAAUUAUCAUUAAGAUAUAAUUGUUAAGGUUUUACAGAUUAAAAUUGUACAAAUGUGAAUUGUGCAUGUAUUAGCUACUUGUAUUAUAUUGUAUACACUCACUCAAGUGAGAUAGCGAAUAAAAAUGAAAUCAAUUUAUUAUCAUAAAUUUGAGUAAGAACAUUAUUUACAGUACCGAUGCAUCUUUCAUCGAUCGAACUUGGCAAAGUUUCGAAAUUUUGCGCCAUCCAAUUCUGCCACCCUAUCCGUGCAGAAACUCGCCGCUUACGCAGUCGUGAGUCUACCCGACCUCCUGAAUGGUGGCAGCUCGCGCAAAUAUUGCCUACAUUAUCGCGAAAUCUGAUAUGGAAAAGAGACAAGUUCGCAGUUACUUGCAUGUCGUCUGCCUGACCACCACAGUGGCUUGUUAUUGUUAUAUUUCACGACUAUUUCAGUAUUUUCAGAUCUUUUGUAACGUGCCGUGAUAUCGAGUUAUUAGAAGAGCAAGCAGC